Messenger RNA from Nyctereutes procyonoides (raccoon dog), 2288 nucleotides. It is a transcript of the gene AGK, whose product is annotated as acylglycerol kinase. NCBI's taxonomy places the organism in Eukaryota, Metazoa, Chordata, Mammalia, Carnivora, Canidae. The coding region runs from base 190 to 1455 and encodes 421 amino acids. The record is from RefSeq and is a predicted model, not a curated record. Gene Ontology annotation, cellular component: TIM22 mitochondrial import inner membrane insertion complex; mitochondrion. Gene Ontology annotation, biological process: protein insertion into mitochondrial inner membrane; ceramide biosynthetic process. The transcript is spliced from 16 exons. Gene Ontology annotation, molecular function: acylglycerol kinase activity; ATP-dependent diacylglycerol kinase activity; ceramide kinase activity.
CAGAGGGAGAAGCAGGCUCCAUGCAGGGAGCCCGACGCGGGACUCGAUCCCGGGUCCCCAGGGUCACGCCCUGGGCUGAAGGCAGGUGCUCGACCCCUGAGCCCCCCAGAGGCCCCAGACGCGAGACGUUCACUUGAAGGCAUCACAUUCAGAUCUUACCCGAGAUUGAGGACAAAUCUUUAGGAGAAGAUGACGGUGUUCUUUAAAACACUUAGAAAUCACUGGAAGAAAACGACAGCUGGGAUCUGCCUGCUGACAUGGGGAGGCCAUUGGCUGUAUGGAAAACACUGUGACAACCUGCUAAGGAGAGCGGCCUGUCAAGAAGCUCAGGUGUUUGGCAAUCAACUCAUUCCUCCCAAUGCACAAGUGAAGAAGGCAACGGUGUUUCUCAAUCCUGCAGCUUGCAGAGGCAAAGCCAGGACUCUAUUUGAAAAAAAUGCUGCCCCGAUUUUACACUUAUCUGGCAUGGAUGUGACUGUUGUUAAGACUGAUUAUGAGGGCCAAGCCAAGAAACUCCUGGAACUGAUGGAAAACACAGAUGUGAUCAUUGUUGCAGGAGGAGAUGGGACAUUGCAGGAGGUUAUUACUGGAGUUCUUCGAAGAGCAGAUGAGGCUUCCUUCAGUAAAAUUCCCAUUGGAUUUAUCCCACUGGGACAGACCAGUAGUUUGAGUCAUACCCUCUUUGCUGAAAGUGGAAACAAAGUCCAACAUAUUACAGAUGCCACACUUGCCAUUGUGAAAGGAGAGACCAUUCCACUUGAUGUCUUGCAGAUCAAGGGAGAAAAGGAACAGCCCGUGUUUGCAAUGACUGGCCUUCGAUGGGGAUCCUUCAGAGAUGCUGGCGUCAAAGUUAGCAAGUACUGGUAUCUUGGGCCUCUUAAAACCAAAGCAGCUCACUUCUUCAGCACCCUUAAGGAGUGGCCUCAGACACAUCAAGCCUCAAUCUCGUACAUGGGACCUACAGAGAGACCUCCCAGUGGAGCAGAAGAGACCCCUCCACGGCCAUCUUUGUACAGGAGAAUAUUACGAAGGCUCGCAUCGUACUGGGCACAGCCGCAGGAUGCCCUUUCACAAGAGGUGAGCCCCAAGGUCUGGAAGGAAGUGCAGCUGUCCACCAUUGAACUGUCCAUCACAACGCGGAACAGUCAGCUUGACCUGACGAGCAAAGAAGACUUCAUGAACAUCUGCAUUGAACCCGACACUGUCAGCAAAGGAGACUUCAUAACUAUAGGAAGCAAAAAGGUGAGGGACCCCGAGCUGCGUGCGGCCGGCACCGAGUGUCUCCAGGCCAGCCAGUGCACUUUGCUGCUUCCUGAGGGAACAGGGGGCUCUUUCAGCAUCGACAGCGAGGAGUAUGAGGCGAUGCCGGUGGAGGUGAAGCUGCUCCCCCGGAAGCUGCAGUUCUUCUGCGACCCGAGGAAGAGGGAACAGGUGCUGCCUGGCGCGGCCCAGUGAGCUGGCCGCCCCCACCCUGCACUUUAGGCCUCGGUGGGACCAGCAGGCGCAGCCUGCCCUGUCUGCCGUUGUCGCAGGAUCCCAGGGGACCUCCGUGGCAAGUACUCCCCCCCACAGCCCCCCCAGAGCAUGUGCAGCCUCCGCCGUCACCCUCACCCCUCGUCUACCGUGGUUUUCCAGGCAGGUCUGGGAGAGGCCCCCAUGCCCUUGGCUGCGAGAGGGCCUCCCCGGCCUCACCCCGGUUUUGUCCCUGCGCCCUCCUGGGACUUCAGCGCCUUGCCCGCCCUCCGCACCUCCGUCCUCUUUCCAGGCUUCCCCAUUGGUGCAGUGACUUUCUGGGCUCGGACGCAAAUUUAGCUUGUUGGCAGUUCACCCUCCAUCCUAAAGACACGCGCGGCGUUUCCGUCUUCAGCCCGGGCUGAAAAACUAUAAAAGGCCAGUUUGUAUUAUUUUUUAAAGUAGCGCUUAAGUAUUGGUUUGCAUGAGAAGCACCUGGGUGCAUGUUGACAACGGACUUGGGGUUCACCCCAAACCUAGUCACUCGGCCUGGGGACAGGGCCCAGGAAUCUCCAUUUCUAAAAGAAAAAAUAAAAGCAGGCACCCUCCCCCAGGUGCUUCUACUCCAGGAGGUGCCCCCAGCGUCACCUGCCAGUGUUGUACAGCAUACCACUCCCUCUUCUGCUCAUGCACCCCCCCCCCGAAAAGGAUUUUGAAAGAUCAUGUAUCCCCUCACUUUCUAGAUAUCAACAUAAGAUGUUGCCAAAGUAUGUCUUUCCUUGUGUCAUGUAAAUAUUAUUUUAAAAUAAAACUGUUAUAUCACUCUUUUAAACAUA